AUGGCUCUUACAGACUCACUUCAAUUGAGUGAAAGCAAAGAUCGAAACGGGAACGUAUGUUAUAGAAAGUCUCCGAAUCGAAACCUGACACAGUGUACACAAAAUUUUAAAGAAUCUCGAACAGAAAAUUCAGUGUAUUUGUCAGAAAAUCCAUUACGCCUGUGUGAAAAUUCAGCUUUCCAUUUAGGAAAUUCCCUGUCUUAUUGUGAAAAUUCACCGACGCAUUGUGAAAAGUCAUUGUUGUGCCUUCAGAAAUCUGAAACAAAACUGGAUAAUUUGGAAAUGAAGAACCUUGCAUUUAGAGAUAUUGUUCAAGAACAGAAUAAUAAUAAUAUAUUGGAUCAGUGUGAACAGAUCUGUCCCGGACAAAUGGUACAUUUUUUCACUUCCAAUUUAGACUCUGACAAAUUUAAACAUAAUGACUGGAUUACACGAAAUGCCCAAGAUCAAUGUUUUGUGAACGAUUCUUUGCUUAUUUCUGAUAACGACCGUAGAGUCCCAUGUUGUGAUUUGAACGACUUUAAAAAUGUGACUCUUAGAAUUAGCGAUUUUGACUCAUAUAAUAUGGAAAAGAAGACCAAGACCUCAAGUCGUAGAGAUUCCCGCGAUGAAGAGGAUUCUGAUGCUAAGCGUCCAAGAACUGAACUAUCAUCAAGCAAACAAUGUACACAGGCAUCUUCAACAGACACACAUGCAGUAUUAGCAGCAACCUCAUUUGUUUCAGAAUCUCAUGCCAGCAACCUGACCUCAAUCGAAGCUCAAGACCACAGUUGCGAAUCAAAAGAGGCAGCAGUCCGACCAAUGCCUUCAGACAAAGAAAGUGCUUCCAAAGAACCAAUGAGUCGUUCGUCUGACGUUAUUCGCGUUACCAAGUCCAUGAAAUCAUGCAGUAUCGAAACGAAACAGGCAUCUGCGGAAUCACAGUCGUCUUCAUCUCGACCAGUAUCAAUUGUUGCUCCUAUAGACAGUUCUGUUACCGUAUCAACCAGAUCUCGAUCAAUCCAAUCUGAUCUCAUAUUGCCACCUGUGUCAUGGGACCUACAUAUCGAUAGUUUAUUGGAUGAGGAAUGUUCGUUGUAUACGUCUCGGUUGACCAGUGUGGUACAUGAAAUCCAACCCGUAUCUGAACGUGAGACCACCAACCCUGUAUCAGUUCUUCUGAAUCAAGGCGACGAUAAGCACUUUAUACCAAUUAAUGACACAUCUGAUUCGGAGGAUGAAGAGCCUUAG
This is a messenger RNA of Lottia gigantea (owl limpet), 1230 nucleotides long. RefSeq lists its product as hypothetical. The transcript is spliced from 2 exons. The record is from RefSeq and is a predicted model, not a curated record. NCBI's taxonomy places the organism in Eukaryota, Metazoa, Mollusca, Gastropoda, Lottiidae. The coding region runs from base 1 to 1230 and encodes 409 amino acids.